CGUUAAUAUAACGCCCGCAAGUCAGUUUUGUCGGCCACACAUUCAUCUUUUGCAUAUCCAUAGCAUUUGAAAACGAACUUCACUGGCAAACUGUAAUAACAACCUGAGUCUUAAAAUUUUGUUGUACAACACGCGACAGACGAUCAGGCAUUUACAGAUGUCUUUGGUUGCAUGUUCGUGACACACUGUUGGUGGAGACCGGCCUCAUCUCAUCUUCGAGUUUAGCGGGAACAAUAUCUUUUAAAAAGCGAUUGUCAAUUCCAGCAAAGCCCACUGCACACGUACGGACGCCGUGGGAUGCAAUGCUAUGUUUACGUAACAUAACAGACCGGAAUAGACGCUUGGAGCAAAGGUAAUUCUAAUCUUGGUUUCUAACUUUCUUAGUUGCGUAUGCUCAACAUAAUGACGCACCUGGACCAAAGACUGCAUGCAUGACUCAAGAGAUUACGAUCAAUGUCUCUAGACCAGUGUUCCUUUAAUUCUAUGUUGACGUUAGAAAACAGGCUGAGAUCGAAGCUUAGAACCUGAAGUUAAUUCUAUACUCGUUUUAAUAAUCCUAAAGUAAGGGCUGCGACAGUGAACGCAGAGUAAACGUCAAAUUGGGUGCAACAUUCCGGACAUCUGAAGAAAGUUACCACGCUCUAUAUCGAGCAUUUCUUUUACCAUCUAACAUACUUGCUAUUAAGUUUGCCGCACUUGUGUCUCAAGGGAUAAAAACAAAUCAGUUUUCCCAGUUACCCUAAAAUAUUUUCUGGUUUCCCAACAGCCUCUUACUAACUGCACAGAUUGUCUAAAUAAUAAGAGGAUUAAAUCUAGCAUGGUAUUUCAUGAUCCGCGCUUCAUUACGUACACGUAUCCGAUCUGUUGCAAUUAUUCAUAAAUUUUUAAAAUAGUUCUUACUGAGUUCUGUCGAUUCAAGGAAGAUUUUGAAAUUUUAGGAAGAGAGGAUAAACAAACUUGUUACAUGCUGCCUAGCUGAUCUGAAACGUAAUCGUAGAGAAAAUCGCUGUUCACGCAAAGAGCCCAAAAAAUCCGAGAAAUUUCGGUAUAGUUCUACAGUCAUAAUAAGGCUUUUGCAAGGUUUCAUUGUAACUUCAAGAUAAACUAAAAACUGCCAACAGGAUGCCAAGACUGUUUUAGCAGUUUUAUGCAGCCGGCCGGAUAACGAAUUAAACUAGAGAACGAAAUACACUGCAUUUAUCUGCAAAUAUCAAGAAACGUUUGAUAGAAAACAGGCACUGCACGAAACAGACUUUACUAGGGCACCCAACGAAUUCUUUCUUUAAAAUAACUGUUCGAAGGAGCACUAUUGGGAAGAAAUUUAUUUGGAGUUUUUCUACUAACUUACUAACCAUUUUCGGUGGUUGUGUUUGUCAUAUUUUGUUAGCAAGAUAUUGCGAUUAUUGUUAAAUAAAAAAAGAUCUCCUGAAAAUAAAAAUACAAACUACCCCUAAACCAUGUCCUUGAACUUUCGAUCGGACCCAUCAUGGGUUACCUAACAGUUUGGAUAAGACAAAAAAACCACUUAAGACUUCGAGAUGACAAAAGUUAAGAUAAAUAAGAUUAAAACAGAUAAAUAAAUUUAAGGGCAGCUCCAACUUAAGUAAACAGGCUUCUAAAGCAUAGAGAAAACCAUCUGGAACUCUUCCGAGGUAUUUGGAGUCAUUCGAUUGUUGGGUGACCUGUCAUUAAACAUCUUUUUUGUGAAUAUAAACUGAUUUAACUUCAUUUGCCAAUGAAUUAUCUAUUCUUGAAGAUUUAUCAGAGCUUUUCACUGUUUUGUGUGCCUUUUUAAGUACUGUCUACAAAACGAGGAGGAGUGUAUUAUCAGGUCUUAACACUCGAGGCGACGCUGGUAGUUUUUAAACCUGGCAAUACACGAAAGCGAGUUUCAGUUUGAACGGCUUCAAUAUCUUUGAUAUUGAUAAACUCAUUCUUGCAGUAAUAUUUAUAUUUGGGGUUAUUUUGGUCUAAAAAAUUGGACGUAAAGGUUAGCUGUGUCUUUAUCAGAUAUAAAAACACUCAUUAAACUUUAAUUUCUUUUGUUUUUUCUUUAUGAAUUAUUAAUGAGUUUGAAUAAUCGUUAAGUGUUUGGUUACCUUGUAAGUUUCAUAAUUGCAAUAAUUCUCAAUGGGCCGGUUAUUUAAACGAGAUCAUACUCGUUCCAACGUCCAACACAAUAACUGGACCUCAUUGCAUCAGUUGAAUUAUCAAGAUUGGCAAAACUACCGUUCAGUUGUGCAGUUCACUAAACUACGGUUAAAUGUUAAGUUAAUCCAGGUUCCCUUUUCCUUUGUUUAAAGCAUUGUAACUAGUCAAUUUAGAGCAUCCAAACACAGGGGAAAAGAAUAUACCGCAAGGACUUGCUUGGUAAGAGUUCAGCUUUGAAUUCAAUUCAUACGCCAAUCCUGGGUUAUCUUAAGCAUACUUUGAACACCAAAUGAAUUAUUUUCGCACUGCUAAUUUGAGGUAUUAUUCUCAAUUUCUGUGGUGUAUAAACUAACCUCCGUAGUUAGCGGUUUCAUUAAGGAGGGAUGCCAGCUACGUAGGUUAGUGGAUGACAUGACUGACAUGGAUAAGACUAUGACGCUGACUAAUUCCAACUAAUUCCAUUGUCUCCUUUUGUUUACUUGUAGAGCUAUUUGGAAUUAGUUGUAUCUGUUUCAAGGGUUAAGUGAAAUAACUCUGUCUUCAAACAUAUUAGGGCUUUUUUCGGUAUUUUAUGUAGUACGUUAUGUUGUACAAUCAAAUUCUUUUUGUCCUAAUAUUGGGCGAUCCAUUGACAGUAGUUUGUGUGUAAUCCACCCACGCUCUAGCAGCCAUUUCUUACUGUAUUAAAUAUGACCCAAAAAGCGCAUGAAGAUGACGCACAAAGUGUAAAAAAAAAAAACUAAAACUAUCGCCAACCGUUUUAAGUGCCAUAAAAAUCAAAAGGGAAGGUCAAGAAGCCCUCAGGUUUUUUGUUAAGAACCAUUUACAUCUCUGAGGCGUGGCAAAAACCAUGCGUCACGGAUUGCGUAAGUUUCUUGUUCCUAGCCUCGUUCAGUUGUGAAAAAUGUAUUUCUAGAAACGUUGAUUUUUAGACAUUUUGUCCUUCGUUUCACAGCUCACUGAUAGUUUACAUUCCCGUCUGUUUUUAUGAAAAAACUAAAGAAAGUGAGACAAAAUAAAGCGUUGGAGCAUAAAUAACCCGGAAAUUGUGCGUGGGAGUUUAAACAAACAUUUUCAAUGACGCUUCAAAAGAAACUGAGUUCAGUAUUGAGCUGCAUUUUAGACAUAGUAGCGUUCCCGUCGCUAACGAACCAGAAGGAAAAAUGAUUUCGUUUUUGAUUCAAUAAUCCAUUUAAAAUGAAUAAUCCAAUAGUCAUAUUUAGCCUCGAUUCCAUAAUCGAACAAACGACGUUUUUUUUGAAAAAUUACACUCUCCACAAGUUAACCUCAGAAUUUUUGUUUUUUUUUUUUUUUUUUUUUCUGCCAUAUUUCUAGUUAAUUGUUAGUUUAAUAAUCAGUGCAACAGACCUAGGCCUGACCUCUUAGAAAAACACGACGGUCAAACUGAGGGGUAUGUGCGGUGAAAGUUUCUUUGCCUCGUUAUUUUGAUUAAAAAUUGCAAAUACGAUUGAACACAACAGACAAGAAUAAAGAACAGGUAGAUUUUGUUCAUAAACCAAAUAACAUUUGAUUAUUCUAUAAAUAUAUUUUGAAUCAACAACGAAAUCAUUUUUCCAUUAAUGAAUUCAUUAGUUUGUUAGCGACGGGAACGCUUGACCUGGUUUGACUGUAAUUUAUACUCCAGAAGCGGGGAAAGCCUCGUGGCUAAAUUGCCUGCGAGACUCACAUAACUCUAUAAAUAUAUUUUGUUUUCAGGGCGGCGUGAAAUGGCAGUAGGAGAGCCUUAUCCAGAGACCGAAUUAAGCCCAACUGGAGGCGGCCUUGCUGUUGCAGCUGAGCCUAUCCCAGAAUGGGGCCCUGCAUUGCAGACAUGGCAGUGGGCCUGGGAAUUUCACUGGAUUGGGUUUGGUACGCUCUUCACUCUUUUUGCGUUGUACUCUUUAGCAUCCUUGUUACAGAUAGUCAAGGGGAAACGACGAGGAAAACGAGGGCAUUUAGCCAUGGUCAUUUCAAGCAUGUUACUGAUUCUCGGGCUGACAAGGGCUUUAUUUCUCUUUGUCAAUCCUUACGAGUCUCCACAGUGCUACGUAUUGCCUAAGUGCCCCGUGAUGUUGACUCGAAUUCUUUUCGGUAUUGCCCUACCAUGCAUCACGGCUUCGUUCUCAUUGGUCCACCUGGCGUUUCUUCAAGUUAUGAAACUCAAGCUGUACCCAGAAAAACUCCAAAGCAUUAAAUUUCUGACCUGUGUCAUCGUGUUUCAUUUUGGACUUUCGUUCAUCACAGAGAUUACAAUGUCACUGUUUACCGACGCAGAAACACUCAGUAUCGUGUGCCAGUCGUUCUUCGUCGUGUUUAGUUUUGUUCUUUCUGUUAGCUUUAUAUAUAGUGGUACUAAAAUUGUCACUUAUGUAACUCGUAAUCACAGCCACGUGACUCGCCUCGGGCAAGCAAGCCUGCGUGCAAGGGACGAUGGAACAGGAGAACCUGGCACCAACCGUUUAUAUCGCCCUAACGUGGCUAAACUCGUCAAAAUAACCUACUUUACAGUGUUGCUUGGGUUUGUAAGCUGCGCGCUUCAGUUGUACUCGAUUAUUGGUGUGCACAAAAUGUACAAAGGAGAAGAAAUGGAGCCUCCAAAACCUUGGCCUUGGUUAAUAUUUCAAUCAUUGUACCGCGCGGUAGAGCUGUUGGUGGGUUGUACACUUGCUUACGUGGGUCCGCGGCAAGUCAGCCGCAAUAUUCAACCAUUCAUUCACUGUUUUGCCUUUUGCCGAAACGCACGAAAAAGAGCCAGUUCUGAAAACAGUGAUUCUUCCAAUUACGCUACAAACAUUGGCCGAACUAGUGAAAAACGAUUGACUGAAGAGCGAAAGGAUAGUGCCGCGUAGAUUAAGGAAAAAGAUACGAGUUAGAGAACAAAAAUGAUGGAAUGAAAAAGGACAUACACGUAUCUAGCCCCAAGACCAGAAAAACGUGUGCUGAUUGUCGCUAGGGGCACAGCCCUGGCAGAUCAUGACAAAAAUUGUAAAAGUUCGCGAACUACACUCUUUUUUUUAUAAGAAUAUAUUUUAUAAGAAUAUCGAGGCUGAAAUUGGCGAAAUUUUAAGAAUAUUUUAAGAAUAAAGCCGAGGCUGAGAUUUUGAAAAGGAUAGAUAUAAUUUUGUGUGUUGAAGUAUCUGUAAAUACAAUACAAUUUUAUGUUUUUAACAUAACCGUAUAAAAUUAUUCCUUUCUCUGAACGGAAAAACUAGCCAACAAUUGUCCAUGACAUAGUUGAAACAAAAUCGGGUACUUUCGUUUCCAUCACGCUAUUUCUGUGCGAUACAGAUCUAGCUACCAAACACUUGUAAUUGACACCCCAAUAAAUUCUAAAACGGAAAUGUCAUAAGCUAUAAUUUAAGAAUAAUACAAGAAUAUUUUCAGCCUAAAAUCGGCAGAAAAAUAAGAAUAUUCAGCCUGGGACGGAAAAACAACAUUCUUAUAAAAAAAAGAGUGUAAAAAUAUCACCAGAUAUGUAUAAAAAAUGCCAUGAAAGUUUUAGGAUUCAAUAUGAGCGAGAUUCAAGGAAUACAAUAGAAAACAUUUAAAAAUAUUGAUCAAGAAUAUAUAUUUAAAACGUUAGGCUACAGUCAUAUGAUUGCUCAGGCGACUGCUAUUCUACGUAUUUAUUUUACAAGUAGUCAUAUAAAGCAUAUUUGAAGUUAUGUUUAUCUUGUGGAGAAAAUAAAGAAUUAGUUUAGAAGACAGC
This is a messenger RNA of Porites lobata, 5860 nucleotides long. The record is from the annotation of a GenBank genome assembly. NCBI's taxonomy places the organism in Eukaryota, Metazoa, Cnidaria, Anthozoa, Scleractinia, Poritidae.